Molecule: messenger RNA, 1197 nt
Organism: Fusarium coffeatum
Lineage: Eukaryota; Fungi; Ascomycota; Sordariomycetes; Hypocreales; Nectriaceae
Exons: 4
Coding region: 1-1197 (398 amino acids)
Source: RefSeq, a predicted model, not a curated record
AUGGUUGCUGCGCCGUCUGGCGCCGCCGUACUGACUGUCGUCUUUACACUCGUCGGAGUGGCAGCUGCCAUCUUGGUCGCUCGAAUCUACCUGCGCGUCGUCAUACAGAAGCAGAAACUCAUAGCCGCCGACUGGCUACGGAUACUAGCAUGGCUAUCUGCUCUCGCCACGGCGUCCUUCGACAUAGUAUACGCAGUCGAGGGGUCGUUAAAUCCCGAAAACAAUUAUACUCUGGUCAAUUGGGACGUGUCACCAGAAAAGAUGGAAAGGGUUCUUAGGGUAAGCAUCGCCAGAAUCAUGCCAACACUGGGACCAGGUACUGACCAAGUCGACUCAGAUUUCAUGGGCCUCAAUGAUACCUUUCUUCACGACAUUCUACCUAUGCAAAGCAUCCCUCAUUGUUGUAUACUUUCAAUUAUUCCCGCCCUUCAUGAAGAAAAGACGAAUGGCGCUUUGGGCAGUGUCUAUUUACUGCGUGUGCGCAUUCAUCGCCUCGAUGUGCCUUCAACUAUUUCUCUGCUUCCCCGUAACAAGAAACUGGGAGAUAAAGGAGCCCGAAAAGGCCUGCAGCGACUGGUCGCUUAUCACGACCUUCCAAACUGCUUGGGCGCUACAUUUUAUUGGAUCUCUUGUUUGUACGUAUGCCCAGCUCUACUAUCGCGGUCGAUCCUAGCUCACGAUUACGCAGUAUUUGCUUUGCCAUUCUUGAUUCUUCACAAGCUCAACAUGCGCCCUCAAGUGAAAGUCAGUGUUUAUGCCAUUUUCCUUCUUGGCUUCAUCGACAUAGCGUUUUCCUUGACUCGUUUCCUCACUAUCCAACUCACUGUUGUCGGAGAUUUCAGAUCCAUUACAGCAGUUGAGCUAUGGAGUUCGCUCGACGUUUACAUCGGCCUAAUAGUCGCCUUCCUACCUGCUCUUCGACCCUACCUUCGCCGAAAGGGUGCCAAAUACAGUUACGCCGAUUCAGGCCGGCCAACAGGAAACUCAACCCACCCUGCACGCAGGACAGUGGACCGAGGUUUCACAGAGAUCGACGAGACACCAUCCUUAGAAGGCGAUCCAAGGCCCGGCCCGUGGACAGUUUCACAUUCACCUGAGCUUGGCGCAACGGGAUGGAGUGAUAAGAAGAGUAAUAGUAGCGAUGUCGAGCUCGUAAGCCUUGACGUCACGGCAGCCAAGGAUCGAGAACAUGUGUAA